GCGGGUGGAGCGUUCUGCGACCCCUGCGCGACCCGGCGAUCCCUGGCUGCUUCAGCCACCAUGCCGCGCUCUUUCCUCGUCAGGAAGUCCUCCGGCUCGCGCCGGAAGCCCAACUACAGCGAGCUGCAAGACUCUUCUCUAGAGUUUACCUUCCAGCAGCCUUAUGACCAGGCCCACCUGCUGGCAGCCAUCCCACCUCCUGAGGUCCUCAACCCCACGGCCUCACUGCCCACACUCAUCUGGGACUCCCUCCUGGCACCCCAAGCCCAGCCCAUUGGCUGGGCCUCCCUUCGGCCCCAGGAAAACCCCAAGGUGGCAGAGCUGACCUCCCUGUCGGAUGAGGACAGUGGGAAAGGCUCCCAGCCCCCCAGCCCCGCCUCGCCAGCUCCUUCUUCCUUCUCCUCCACUUCAGCCUCCUCUCUGGAGGCUGAGGCCUAUGCUGCCUUCCCAGGCUUGGGCCAAGUGCCCAAGCAGCUGGCCCAGCUCUCCGAGGCCAAGGACCCCCAGUCUCGCAAGGCCUUCAACUGCAAAUACUGCAACAAGGAAUACCUCAGCCUGGGCGCCCUCAAGAUGCACAUCCGAAGCCACACGUUGCCUUGCGUCUGUGGAACUUGUGGGAAGGCCUUCUCCAGGCCCUGGCUGCUGCAGGGACAUGUCCGAACCCACACCGGCGAGAAGCCCUUCUCCUGCCCCCACUGCAGCCGCGCCUUCGCUGACCGCUCCAACCUGCGGGCCCACCUCCAGACCCACUCGGACGUCAAGAAGUACCAGUGCCAGACCUGCUCCCGGACCUUCUCCCGCAUGUCUUUGCUCCAUAAGCACCAGGAGUCGGGCUGCUCUGGAGGUCCUCGCUGACCCUAGAGGCUCCUUCUGCCUCUCUAUACCUACCCUUCCCCCCCGCUGCCCCUUCCGACUCCACACGGGAGGACCCCAUGUCCUCACUGCCACGGAAUUCCCUUCUGAGCUCCCCACUUGUGGCUGCGUCAGCCCCACAGGACUUUGAUGAAGAUUGUUUCCUGAUUCAGUGAGCUCUGAAAGAGGCCUUUCCGUGGCCAUUUCUGUGGACGGCUGAUGGGAGGGCAGCUUGCCAUGGAGACCCUUCCUGGCAGCCACUGCUCUGGAGCAUUCCUGAGUUGGCCUUUCUGUGUGGGCUUGUGUAUCCAGAGCUGUUUGGAUACAGCUGCUUUGAGCUACAGGACAAAAGCCAACAGAGACUGGGAAGCUCCCAGCCCACUCAGGGGACCCCACUCUCCUACCCCCCACCCAAAGAGUCCUCAGGCCACCCUCCACGAGGUGUGACUGACUAUGCAAUAAUCCGCCCCCAGGUGCAUACAUCGGCCUGCGGGGGUGGACCCCAACAGAGGACAAGUCUAGACCCCGAGAUGCCCCUGGGCAGCUAUUUCGGCCUCCUGUUUGUCAUGGUGGCACCUGUUUGACGGGCAAUUUAACAGUGUCUCAAAAGGGACUGUGAGUAAUGGCCAUCACUUGUCAGCAGCCCAAGUGGGGCGCUUUGGCCUGACCUAUGUGUCUCCCAGAACUAUUUUGGGGGUCUGACAGGUGGGCCUGGGAGGAAGAUGUUUACAUUUUUAAAGGUACACUGGUAUUUAUAUUGCAAGCAACAUUUUGUAUUAAGGAAACAUUUUGUAUAGUUAUAUGUACAGUUUAUUGAUAUUCAA
This is a messenger RNA of Cynocephalus volans (Philippine flying lemur), 1676 nucleotides long. It is a transcript of the gene SNAI1, whose product is annotated as snail family transcriptional repressor 1. Gene Ontology annotation, molecular function: DNA-binding transcription factor activity, RNA polymerase II-specific; RNA polymerase II cis-regulatory region sequence-specific DNA binding. The transcript has 3 exons. NCBI's taxonomy places the organism in Eukaryota, Metazoa, Chordata, Mammalia, Dermoptera, Cynocephalidae. The record is from RefSeq and is a predicted model, not a curated record. The coding region runs from base 61 to 855 and encodes 264 amino acids. Gene Ontology annotation, biological process: regulation of transcription by RNA polymerase II.